Molecule: messenger RNA, 5034 nt
Organism: Pongo pygmaeus (Bornean orangutan)
Lineage: Eukaryota; Metazoa; Chordata; Mammalia; Primates; Hominidae
Gene: HTR1F
Product: 5-hydroxytryptamine receptor 1F
Exons: 3
Coding region: 477-1577 (366 amino acids)
Biological process (GO): positive regulation of MAPK cascade; adenylate cyclase-activating adrenergic receptor signaling pathway
Cellular component (GO): plasma membrane
Molecular function (GO): G protein-coupled serotonin receptor activity
Source: RefSeq, a predicted model, not a curated record
AGAAGAGGCAGGGAGGCGAAAAAGUGACAGAAGCAAGAGAGAAAGGGAGAGAGGGGUGUUGAAGGAAGGAAGCGAAGAAGGCAAGAAGAGAGGGGUGCUAGGCGUGCUGGAGAGCCUCGGACGUCCGCCCGCCCGCAGGCGCCCCGGACCCGCAAGGGCGGCGCAAGACUUCCCCAGAGCGCAGUCAGCGCCGCGGCCCCGAAAGCUGGCGACAGGCGCUGCUGUCCUCCCGCCCCGUGGGGUCGCCCCUGCCCUCCCGCGCCCCGGGGCUGGGGGCGCCACCUUGCCAGCUCCGACUGCUGCAGGGAGCGCCAGGGGAGGAGUUUGGGAGAGAAUGAAUUGGACUGUGAGCCUUUCAUGAACUUCUCAAAAGAACAGGAACAUGAGGAGGCAAAAUGGUGAUGAAAACCCACAAUUCAAUCUACCACAAUAUGGUAUCCAUUUUUCAGCUAUAUUAAUCUUUUAAAACAAAGAAAAUGGAUUUCUUAAAUUCAUCUGAUCAAAACCUGACCUCAGAGGAACUGUUAAACAGAAUGCCAUCCAAAAUUCUGGUGUCCCUCACUCUCUCUGGGCUGGCACUGAUGACAACAACUAUCAACUCCCUUGUGAUCGCUGCAAUUAUUGUGACCCGGAAGCUGCACCAUCCAGCCAAUUAUUUAAUUUGUUCCCUUGCAGUCACAGAUUUUCUUGUGGCUGUCCUGGUGAUGCCCUUCAGCAUUGUGUAUAUUGUGAGAGAGAGCUGGAUUAUGGGGCAAGUGGUCUGUGACAUUUGGCUGAGUGUUGACAUUACCUGCUGCACGUGCUCCAUCUUGCAUCUCUCAGCUAUAGCUUUGGAUCGGUAUCGAGCAAUCACAGAUGCUGUUGAGUAUGCCAGGAAAAGGACUCCAAAGCAUGCUGGCAUUAUGAUUACAAUAGUUUGGAUUAUAUCUGUUUUUAUCUCUAUGCCUCCUCUAUUCUGGAGGCACCAAGGAACUAGCAGAGAUGAUGAAUGCAUCAUCAAGCACGACCACAUUGUUUCCACCAUUUACUCAACAUUUGGAGCUUUCUACAUCCCACUGGCAUUGAUUUUGAUCCUUUACUACAAAAUAUAUAGAGCAGCAAAGACAUUAUACCACAAGAGACAAGCAAGUAGGAUUGCAAAGGAGGAGGUGAAUGGCCAAGUCCUUUUGGAGAGUGGUGAGAAAAGCACUAAAUCGGUUUCCACACCCUAUGUACUAGAAAAGUCUUUAUCUGACCCAUCAACAGACUUUGAUAAAAUUCAUAGCACAGUGAGAAGUCUCAGGUCUGAAUUCAAGCAUGAGAAAUCUUGGAGAAGGCAAAAGAUCUCAGGUACAAGAGAACGGAAAGCAGCCACUACCCUGGGAUUAAUCUUGGGUGCAUUUGUAAUAUGUUGGCUUCCUUUUUUUGUAAAAGAAUUAGUUGUUAAUGUCUGUGAAAAAUGUAAAAUUUCUGAAGAAAUGUCCAAUUUUUUGACAUGGCUUGGAUAUCUCAAUUCCCUUAUAAAUCCACUGAUUUACACAAUCUUUAAUGAAGACUUCAAGAAAGCAUUCCAAAAACUUGUGCGAUGUCGAUGUUAGUUUUAAAAAUGUUUAUUAUUGAAGGAUGGGGGUUUUUGAGGGGAGGAGUAACUAGAUGAAUGCCAAAUAAUAAAACACUUAAGCUUUUGGAGGGAAAUCCAUGAAAACUGCUAAAUUGAUAAGGCUAUAAUUUAUAUUUUAAUAGCAAUGUGAAUAUAAAAUUUAUUGAUCACCAUUAUUCUAGGGUACUCAAAAUUAGAAAAUAAUUUAUGUAGGUUAUAAACAAUAUUUUGCCUAUGCAAUGUUCCUAAAAAGCCAACUGGAAAAAAAUAUAUAUAUAUAUACACAAUAUUAAUGACAAUAAUUUUCCAUGUUUAUGUCUUACAAUAAUUAUAGAGGAGUUUUCAAUUAACAACAUACCUCCCUCCAUAAUUUCUAUCUAGUCCUAUUGUUUUAUAAUAUAAUUCUAUUAUUUUGUAGAAGAAAAUAUAAUUCACCACAAAGUACACAUUUCUCCUGUCUCCAUUCUUGUCCCUUCUCCAUCUUACCUUGAGCAAAAGGGAGGGGGAAGGAGCAACUCUUACUUAGUGUGACUGGAGAAAAUGUAAAAAAGUCAGAGCUUGAAAUUGUCCUUGUGUUUAGGUAGCAAAGAGUAAUCAUAAAGUGGGUUAAGAACAGCAAAAUAAUUCAAUACUGAACUUGUGUGUAUUUAAUAUAUUAUGUUUGUUUGAUAUAAACUUCUAGAAUAUUAUCUUAUCCAUAUAUUAUCAGCAUUUGAAAUCAAAGCCUUACCUUAGUAACAAUAACUCAACAAAGGGGCAUGGGUGACGUUGUUAUAAUUGCUCCUUGUUUACUUAGGAAUCAAAUUUAAAGCACUAAAUAUCAUAGAUUACUCACCACAGUUAUUAUACUCUUAACAUCUUUUUAAAAGUAUAAAAUGUAUUUCAUUUCUGUUAAUGUUAAUAAGCCCAGUCACUAACUAAAUUGUCUGUGGUAUUCUGCACUUCAGUAUUUUCCAUACCUUUGAUUUGAACAUUAUUUCCCAUUUACUAGACAGAAUGUAACGGAAAUUUUUAGAACUUUCCCUUGACUUUAAAAUAUUUCUACUUUUCCAAUUGGUAGAAAUGAACAGGCAAAAAGACUCAUAUUACACUAAUUAAUAAAUGUACACACUUACAUAUAUUUUUGUAAUUAGUUACUCUACUAGUUCAGUGAGCCAAAGCAAUUCCGUAAGUUUUUCUUCCAUAUUUAUAUAAGGAUUUGAAAACAACAGAACCAUGAGUUUGAAAGGAUUUUAUUUUAUUUGAACCAGCGACGUCAUAGACUACCUUUGGGAAGACCUAUCGCCAACCAAGAUCAUUUGAAAAACAAUAUAUACCUUUCUUUAAGUCGUACCUUUAUGUGUGUUGUAAAUAUCCCUUCCUGAUGGCGUGCUUAAGAGUACAUUACAUCAAUUUUAUGUAUAUAUAGAUCUGUGACAAAUUACUCUCAAUCUAACAAACAUUUACACAGUUCCCAUUUUAUACAAGGCAUUGAGACAUAUACUAGAUAGAAGAUAUAGGAAAUAAUAAAAUACAGUUUUUUUCCUGAAUAUGUUUACAGUCUAAAAGGAGAAACAAGAAAAAUUAAAACUAUAAUAGAAAAGAGCAAACUAAAAUCUGGCAUGGAAGUUGUUUACACAGUUAUGAUGCUGCAGAGGAAAAACUGAUCGCAUCUUGUUUAGAAAAAUCAGAAAUAUUUCACAAAGAAUGUAUCUAGAACACAUGUCAAAUACACAGCACUGGGGCAAGAAAAAUGGAAGAGCACACUCCAGGCUGUGACAACAUCAGGAUACAAACUGCACCAUGCAAGUAUUUGGUGGGGCAUGUUCAUGAAAUAGCAAUGAGUUUGGCAACUAUUUAGAGCAAUAGAGGAAAAGGAGAUUAAAAGAAAAAUUGGGCAUCUUUGUGGCUGACUUUGAACGUCAGAAAAAAAGUCUACAGUCAAUUUUAUUGCUAACGAUGGGUAAUCACUGAUACUUUUAGCAAAAAUAUUACAAGUUUAGAGCGAAUCUAAACAAAAAAGAAAGAAAAAAAUGGAUCUGUCUCAAUUCCAUCAGAGAGAAAGCAGAGUUAUUAUUGAGAUAAUGACUUCCCAUUAGAAAGCAAAUCAGUAAUCCAGGCAAGAGGUGAUGAAGUCCUGAACUUGAUUCUAGCAAUAGGAAUAAAAAGAAAGAAACAGAUGAAAGAUGGUACGAAGAAGUACAAUCCUCAGGUUAUAAUAAAUUCUUUAAUAAGCAAGCAGAGGGAGAGACAUGAGUCACUGAGAUAACAUCCUUAACCAAAAUGAAGAACCCAGCGGAAAGGGCCUAUUGGUGAAACGGUUACUUCUUUUUUGGGUAUGUUAAACACAUAAAGAUAUGUCAGAGCUCACAGAUACUAAUGACCACCUCUGGCUCAAGCCACACUGACAGGUAGAUGAGGUUUCUCUCUGACCUCAAAACUGACAGGUAAACGAGUGUCCCAGCCAUCUCUUUUGUCCUCACUUCACUUGACCGCCCAAGGGCUCUUAUGCUAUGUUGACAGGCCAAAGCCGGCCAUAGUCCCUGUCAUUCUUUGCGUAUUUCUCUUUCCCUUCUCUUCUCACUCACCAAAAUUUAAUUCUGUGAUUUCUUCAUUCAAUGACUUUGCUGAAGUUAAAAUUAUCUGUUGAGUUAACUUAUUUAUACUCAUCUCUGAAAUUAUAUAUUUGUAUUGGGAAACUAAGAGACACAACCAAUCAACAACCCAAGGAGAGUGAGGCUCACCCAGAUACAGACACUGCCCUCUGAUCUGAGUUGGACUGACCCCCAAAUCUAGGAAAAUAAUGCUGUAAGUGACAAAGUCAUAGAUCCCUUCAGAGCUCAGAGGAGAAUCAAGUUUAUCAUUACUGUGUAUGAUCCAAAGAACCACAACAAAUUCCAAUUAUUAUCACUUCAUCUGUGUGUUUCCCCCACAUGCUGAGGGUGCAGAGCAUGCCUUCCUUCCUGAAAAAAAUAUGAAUAUGUAUAUUUAGUUAUUUUAUUUUAUUUUAUUGGGUCAGGGUCUCACUCUGUUGCCCAGGCUGGAGUGCAAUGGUGUGAUCUUGGCUCACUGCAACCUCCGCCUCCUGCGCUAAAGCCAUUCUCCCACCUCAGACUCCUCAGUAACUGGGACUACAGGCAUGCAUCACUGUACCUGGCUAAGUUAUCUGUCUUUUGUGGAGACGGGGUUUUACCAUGUUGUCCAGGUUGGUCUUGAACUCCUGAGCUCACUUGAUCCUCCCACCUCAGCCUCCAAAAGUGGUGGGAUUAUAGGUGUGAGCCACUGCAACCGGCCUAUUUUAUUUUUCUAGAGACAAAGUCUCAUUCUGUUGCCCAGGCUGGAGUGCAGUUGUGCAAUCACUGCUCACUGCAAUCUUGAACUCCUGGGGCUCAAGUGAUCCUCUCACCUCAGUCUCCCAAGUAGCUGGGACUACAGGCAUGCACCACCACCCUGGGACAAUUUUUUUUAUUUCUUAC